Molecule: messenger RNA, 3414 nt
Organism: Micropterus dolomieu (smallmouth bass)
Lineage: Eukaryota; Metazoa; Chordata; Actinopteri; Centrarchiformes; Centrarchidae
Gene: veph1
Product: ventricular zone expressed PH domain-containing 1
Exons: 16
Coding region: 576-3104 (842 amino acids)
Biological process (GO): regulation of signal transduction
Cellular component (GO): plasma membrane
Molecular function (GO): phosphatidylinositol-5-phosphate binding
Source: RefSeq, a predicted model, not a curated record
AUUCGUUGCUAUGUGCCGCUUUGGACCGAGGGUUGGAGGCACAGCACGAAGCUCCACAUCCAGUGUCCGUGCGUCUUCGUCCUGCACGGAGCAGGUCUCUGCUGUAGAAAGACCGCCUUCUCCAGAAUAUGCCUCGUCUCCAUGGUAACCAGCCUCAAGCAAACCCAAAAAAACAUUGGGCCAAAUUUAUCCACUCUUGUCCAACCUACCUGAUCCUGGACCAUACUGAAGAGGAUUUAAACAAAAAUUCACCUAAGUAAAAAUUCUUAAAAUAUUAGUGAUGUUACCUAAUCCUUGUAGUUAUUAUAACACUUUCACAGGACCCAGAAUGCCUAAAAUAGUGCCUGGAAAUUUAAAUUGAUGUCAUUUUCAAAGGUUUUACUUUCUACUCUUUUGGGAUCCCAAUCCAGAGGACUCUCUAAAUUUGUCCCCUAAAACCAAGAGGAAAGUGUUAUUCAGAAGUUUGCUUUCCUUUAUCGUUAUGUCGGGGAUGUAUUCAUUCUUAGUUAAGGGAUCUUAAACUCAGGGGCACCAGUCCCAAACUGGUCUAAAAGGAGUCCUAAACCAGGACCAGAAUGCACCAGCUGUUCAGCCAGGUGCUGGGGCAGAGGGAUCUGUCCAGAGCGGGGGAUCUGUUUUCUCUGGACGACUCAGAGAUCGAAGACUGUCUGUCUCAGGCUCUGGACCAGAUCAAGGCCAUCUCCUGCUCACAGGACUAUUUGACCAAUGACAAUGACCAGGCUGUGGUGGAGAUUUGCAUAACGCGCAUCACCACGGCCAUAAGGGAGACGGGCUCCAUCGAGCAGCACAGCAAAGCCCUGGUGGGGCUGUGGGAGUCGUGUCUGGAACAUAACCUCACCCCUCAAGGUGAAAACACAGAGGACACGCCGCAUGCCAAGAUAGCCUCUGACAUCACCAGCUGUAUCCUGCAGAACUACAGUUGUCCGUCGGUCAUGGUGCUUGCUGUCCCGGUCGCGGUGCGGUUCCUGCAGAGGGGAAACAGGGAGCUGAGCAGGAACAUGUCCAGUUAUCUCUCCCUGGCUGCUAUAGCCAAGGCUGACCUGCUGGCUGAACACACAGAGGCCAUAACAGUCAGUGUGCUGGGAGGUAACCACAUGCUGUUAAGAGUGUUGCCCUCGGUCUACCCCAGACAACCAGAUACAAUCCACUGUCACAUAGGCAGCCUCACUGCCAUGAUGUCACAGCUGGAGUCCCCAGAGCAACUACACCUGAUCAGACUCAUCCAAAUGGUUGCAGAGCAACAUCCACUUAUGUUGAGCCCUCAGGUGCCUGCACUAGUCAGUUACCUAGAAGACCAAUCCCUAACUGAGGCCAUACUGGGCGCGCUCAUGGACGUGUCACAGGCCAGCCCUUCCUCACUGGUCAGCUUUCUGCCGGUGCUGAGGAUCAUGGGACAACAAUGCCCUGCUUUCCUGGGUCACGUGGCCAAAAUCCAUGGUGCCGUGGGUAUCAUCAAUGAGACUCAUGCUCACAGCUCGUUGGUCUACCUGGUGUCUCUUCUGGGCAGCAUGGAGCACAGCUUUCACCACACACUGCUGCUGGAGAUCAGAGCUCUGACCGACCGUUACCCGUCCUUACUGGGAGGCUGCGGUAAAGACAUAUACAGAAUGAGCAACUCCUUCGCUGCUAUAGCCAGACUGCUGGGGAGAAGACUGGAGGAGAACAUGGCCACACACUGCAGAGUGGACGAGACGUGCCCUCCGUCUCCCUGUGCAUCUCUUCCUGGUGAAGUAGGAGGUGGAGGAGGGGGGUCAGAGCAGCGGCUGCAGGUGAAGAUCCAGGCCUUCGAGGAGAAAAUGGGGGAGGAGGGGGGAGAGGAGGAGGUGGAGGAAGACUCUCCUGCCCCCCAGCGUCGCUACAGCCUGAGCCAAGCUGUCAGGGAGGAGAGGCGAGAGAUGAGAUUCAACAGGUCAAAGAGCCUGGCCCUCCACGCUGUGCGCUCGCGCUCCAUCAACUCAGACACCGGGGAGGACGGUGAGGGGUUGGAGCAAAGCCCAGACAACAUCUUCUCCAACACACUGAUGAAUUCGCACUCAGUAAACCAGGAAGCACCGCCUGCUGACAGAAAAGUGACGGGUGACGGCUCGAUGCCCGUCGCUGCUUCCCUGGACAGAGGGGUCAAAGAGGCUGAGAAAGGUCAACGCAGAGAGAAGGAUGGAGAGGAGCAGGAUGGCGAAGCUGACAGACUCUUCAUCCAUUUAAGAGACAAUAUGGAGAUGAUCAGAGAGUUCUGUAAAGACAUGGCGCAGCAGAUCCCCACACCAGAGCAGUGUGUGAUCGAAGAUUCAAAUCGAGGAUGUGUGGCCAAGCUUUCGUUCUCCUGUCCUCUUAAGGGCCACUACUGUCUGUACGCCAAGUCCUGUUUCAACCUGACCAGCCGACAGCCUCAUCUUUGGAUACACAUCAUGCUGCUACAUCUACAGAGUAAGUCCAGUGUUCCUCUCUGCUCCAGGGACGAGUGUGUCCAAAGACUUGCUUCUCUUUGGGAGAAGACGCAGCUAAAAGGAGCUCACAGUUUCCCCAUGGCUAUGACACAGCACACCACCCCACACAGGAAGGACCUGGACAGUCUCCAGAUUCAGCUAGAGGAGGUGCGUUUCUUUGACCUGUUUGGCUACAGUGAGGAAGAGGGAGGUUGGCUCUGCUUCAUGUGUAAUAACCCCGAGAAGGCCACAGUUGUGAACCAGGAGGGACAGCCUCUGAUUGAGGGGAAGCUGAAGGAGAAGCAGGUCCGCUGGAAGUUCAUCAAGCGCUGGAAAACCCGUUACUUCACCUUGGCGGGAAACCAGCUUCUCUUCCGGAGAGGCAAAUCAAAAGACGAGCUGGAUGACAUCCCUAUUGAGCUGAGCAAAGUGCAAAGUGUCAAGGUGGUAGCCAGGAAGCGGCGGGAUCGGGGCCUGCCGCGGGCCUUUGAGAUCUUCACAGACAGUAAGACGUAUGUGCUGAAAGCUCAGGAUGAGAAACAUGCGGAGGAGUGGCUGCAGUGCAUCAACGUGGCCGUGGCUCAGGCCAAAGAGAGGGAGAACAGAGAGGCUACCACCUACCUGAAGGAAGAAGAAGAGGAGCUAAUGGACAGCAGAUGAGAAGGACAUUCAAGACUGGAAUAAUGUGUGUGUGUGUGUGUGUGUGUGUGUGUGUGUGUGUGUAUGUGUGUGUAUGUGUGUGUGAGAGAGAGAGUAUGAUGUAGUCUUAAAGGAAUAGUUCAACAUUUUGGGAUAUAUUUGCUUUCUUUCCAAGAUUUAGAGAACAUUGAAUAUCACUCACUUCUGUACUCUAAACAAGAAGCUACAGUCACAAAACGGAAGGUUAGCUUAGCUUAGCAUAAAGACAGGAGACAGAGGGAUACAGCUAGCCUGGUUCUGUCCAAAGGUAACAAAAUAAUAAUAAUAUUAA